Messenger RNA from Anopheles coluzzii, 880 nucleotides. RefSeq names its product transmembrane protein 186-like. The transcript is spliced from 2 exons. Gene Ontology annotation, cellular component: mitochondrion. NCBI's taxonomy places the organism in Eukaryota, Metazoa, Arthropoda, Insecta, Diptera, Culicidae. The coding region runs from base 125 to 826 and encodes 233 amino acids. The record is from RefSeq and is a predicted model, not a curated record.
GAGAAAGAAAAACAAAUCGGCACCAAAUAACUUCUUGUCUAAUAAUUCGUCCAAUUUAACAGAAGUUCUUCUUGCACGGCUUGUUUUAACUGAAAAACAUUGUGCAAAGCAUUACUUCAUCAAUAUGCUGCGCACAUUACGCCUCGUGCAAAGUUUAGGCACCAAGAAGGGCAGCGUUAUAUCAUCACUGACCUACCACCGGCAGGCGAUCUGCUUGCAGCAACAAAACAUCAACAAACCCGCUUUCGGUGGCCUCGUCCGACACUGUUCCACAAACUCUGCACUAGCCAGUACGGAACAACCGGCCACAACCUCGACGGAAAAGGACAACGAGAGCAACGCUACAAACUGGACCACAAUCUACCACUUCCCGUCAAUCAUGCUGACUGCUUCGUUGAAAAGGCUCAAAUUCUAUCCCAUGGUUUGCACCGGCGUUUCCGUUCCCAUAUCGAUCGGACUCGCUUACAUGGACAUUUGGUCGAUGACCACUGCCGAGAUUGUGGGAGCGAUUGGCUUUACCACAUCGCUGACCCUUUCGCUGUUCGGAAUGAUCACCGAUAAUCUGGUCGGGUUCGUGUAUUGUGACGAUCGAUUGAGCAAGGUGAAGAUAUCGUUCCUGGACGCGAAGGGUAAGCGGCAGAACCGCAUCUACUCGGUGGACGAUCUCGUGUCCAGAACGGAGCUGCCCAAAUCUUUUCUGAAGAUGUACUUCCCGGUGAAAAAUCACGAGAACGGCGAUGUGUACAAGCUGGUACAUCAGUAUGGUGAAAUAUACGACGUCCAUGCGUUUAACAAGGUAUUUGGCCAUGAUGUUGUUAGCAAGUGAGCGGUAAGAGAUGGGUAGAAAUGAAUAAAAAAUGGAUUGUUCGUAAAUUAUUUA